UCAUGUCUCGCUCUGCAUGUUUGCUACAAUAGGCCUUUAUCAUCCAGUAAUUUGCAGUAUUAGUGCGGAGUUUUAGCUGUGGAUAUACGUUGUGCAUUGAUGAGAGGUGGCCAGGACUUUCACAUGCACGUAACUGUUUCGUAAAUUACAUCUCCAACUAAGUCCUUGUUAGGCCCGAUUGUGCGAGUCUCACACCAAAUGCGUAGGACUUGAGCUUUCUAUUUAUUUACAUCACAAGCCCGAUGCCUGAUUUACGUCGGUUUGACAGUGAAAAAUAUUUUUUAAAUCCUAACAAUGGAAAUGAGAAAGUGCCCUUCCCAAGUAUAGAUGACCCUCCGAGUGUCGAAUUGUCGGUUGUUGUACCUUCAUAUAAUGAAGAAGAAAGACUACCAAUUAUGCUAGAUGAGGCUCUUUUGUAUCUUGAAAAUCGCCAAAAAGAAGAUUCCUCUUUUACUUAUGAAAUUAUAGUAGUUGAUGAUGGUAGCAAAGAUAAAACAUCAGAGGUUGCAUUAGAAUAUUGUAAGAAAUGGAGCGUUGGCAAGAUACGAGUACUCACACUAGCUCAAAAUCGAGGCAAAGGCGGUGCAGUCAGGCUAGGUGUUUUCAGCUCUAGAGGGCGACAAAUUCUUUUUGCUGAUGCUGAUGGUGCUACUAAGUUUGCAGACUAUACAAAUGUUUAUAAAGCUUUGCAGGAUUUACUGAAGAAAGGAAAUGACAUGGCGAUAGUGUGUGGUUCCAGAGCUCAUCUACAGGCCGAAGCAGUUGCCGAGCGGUCAUUUUUUCGUACUAUCCUAAUGUAUGGCUUCCAUUUCCUUGUCUGGUUCCUGUGUGUGAGAGGGAUUCAAGAUACGCAGUGCGGCUUCAAGCUACUAAGCAGAAAAGCAGCCAGCCGCGUCUUCACUAGUCUUCAUGUGAACCGAUGGGCAUUUGAUGUAGAGCUUCUAUACAUAGCCCAGUGCCUCAACAUUCCAAUAGCCGAGGUGGCAGUCAACUGGCAAGAGAUAGAUGGAUCGAAAAUGGUCCCUGUCUUCAGUUGGAUACAGAUGGGCAAAGACAUUUUACUAAUACGUCUCCGUUAUUUGAUUGGUGCGUGGAAAAUAAACGACAAGAGCAAGCGGGAAUAACAUCAGCCGUCAAGACUGGCGUCACAUCUACAAGUGUGCCAAGUUGAAAAUUGAAAUAAUGCGCAAAUUUAGGCACUCCCCACAUGAUGAUAAAAAGAUGACUCGAGCAACGUACCAUCAUGAAUAAACACAUGCUUACAUUUUUUUCAUUAUUUAACCUAUUUUUUCUCGUUUAACUCUCUUCAAAUAAGAUUUUUUUUGAUAAUUGACCUAUGUACUUAUCAAAUAUACCCGAGUCCUCCGAGAUAAGAGACACACGGUAACAUAUUACAUAUGUGCCAGUUGAUGAUAAAUUGCAUCUUUUAUUGGACACAUUUCUAAACGUAAUCAUGAUUUAUUGAGCAGGUUGUCAUUUUUUUGAUUGGUUUACACUGUCAAUCAAUAAGAUGUAUUAUGUCUAUUUACUUAAUGUGAAGAUAAAAUGAAAGUUUGAUCAAAUUGUCUGUUCUGUGCAAUGCCCUUCAGGCAGUAAUAUAUAUAUUGCUAAUUUUGAGUGUUUAAAUUGCUUUUUUUUUUUAAUAAUUCAGCCUGAAGGCGUACAUAAAUUCUAUUGAUUUUGAAUAUUGUUUUGGAUCAGGCAAUUUUCAAAUUAUGAGUGCGAAAAUGUGAGGCGUGAUAAUGUAAGCUUGGAGUUGUUUUUAAUUGAUGAAAAAUAUAUUAAUUCUGAAAAUUUUUGGAAUCUGGUAUUGGAAAGCAUGUACUGAACUGUAUCUUGGCAUUUAAUAUGAUUUCUUCCCAGUGGCGUAUGUAGAGUUUACCCCUAAUAAGCUUGCACCACGCCACCAACCACCCCCCAAACCCCCCCCCCCCCCCCAAACCCCCACCCCCAGCCCACCACUCAGAAUGUUUGAAGCAACAAAAUUACUCUCAAUACUGUAGGUAAAAACGACCCCCUCCCCCAUUUCAAGACUCCAAGAUACAGCCGUAUUGCUUACCAAUGUCAUUGUUCUAAGAUUUUUUUCACAACUAAAAAACAGCUCCAGUCCCUGAGCCUCAUACAGAGUUUAUAAACCCUCUUCUAAGAAUGGUCAUUAAUUUUAGAAUAGUAUAGGAUUAUGAAAUAUAUUAUGUAGAAUAUAAUAUGCAUAUAUAUCAAACAUAAUUUUUUAUAUAUAUGAGUGAUACAUAUUUGUUUAUUUUCUAUGAAAAAGGUACAAAACAAGCAACCAAUGGCUGAAAUUAAUAACACAAUUUUAUUAUAUAAAAUUCUAAAGUCGUUUUAAGAAAUACAAUAAAUAUUGAUGCAAGAAAAAGAAUGUUUA
This is a messenger RNA of Anneissia japonica, 2386 nucleotides long. Its product is annotated as dolichyl-phosphate beta-glucosyltransferase-like. Lineage: Eukaryota; Metazoa; Echinodermata; Crinoidea; Comatulida; Comatulidae. The record is from RefSeq and is a predicted model, not a curated record. The transcript has 9 exons. The coding region runs from base 243 to 1124 and encodes 293 amino acids. Gene Ontology annotation, cellular component: endoplasmic reticulum membrane.